AUGUCUUUCACCGAUCUAGGCUUGCCAGAGUGGCUAAAUGAGUCUCUCUCAAACAUGGCUAUCACCAAGCCUUCCGCUAUUCAGAAAGCCUGUAUCCCCCAGAUCAUGAAGGGAAAGGACUGCAUUGGAGGAGCUCGAACUGGUAGUGGUAAGACUAUCGCAUUUGCUGCUCCCAUGCUGGCUGAAUGGUCCAAGGAUCCCUGUGGUAUUUUUGGUCUAGUUCUGACCCCUACUCGAGAACUAGCCAUCCAGAUAGCGGAGCAGUUUACAGCUCUUGGAGCCAACAUGAACAUUCGAGUCGCGCUCAUCUACGGUGGAGUUGAUAUGGUCAAGCAGAGUCUGGAACUUCAAAAGAUGCCCCAUUUCGUCAUUGCCACACCUGGUCGUCUGGCUGAUCAUAUUCGAAGCAGUGGUGAGGAUACCAUCCGAGGAUUCCGACGGGUUAGAUAUGUAGUUAUGGAUGAGGCUGAUCGACUGCUGACUCCUGGCUUCGUUCCUGACCUUAAAACUUGCAUGGACCUUCUCCCCGAUCCUUCAAAGCGUCAGACUUUGUUGUUCACAGCCACUGUUACCGACGCUGUUAGAGCUCUGAAGGACAGAACCGGUGAGAAGGGACCGCCAUUCAUCCACGAGAUUGCAUCAGACAUUGCCGUGCCUAGCACUCUUACCCAGUCAUAUCUAUUCCUACCUGGUUACGUACGAGAAGCCUACCUGUGGGCUAUCCUCACUCAUCCAGAUAACGAGAAGAAGUCUGCCAUCAUCUUCGUCAACCGAACUCAGACUGCAGAGACCCUGAGACGAAUGCUCAUGGCUCUGGACGUUAAGACUGCCUCUCUUCAUUCUGAGAUGCGACAGCAGGAGCGAGUCAACGCUCUAGGACGAUUCCGAGCCCAAGCAGCCCGAGUUCUUGUGGCCACUGAUGUUGCUUCUCGAGGUCUUGAUAUCCCUACUGUGGAGAUGGUCAUCAACUUUGACCUUCCAGCAGAUGCUGACGAUUACAUUCAUAGAGUCGGUCGAACUGCCCGUGCAGGACGAAAGGGCCAGUCUGUCUCUCUUGUCACUGAACGAGAUGUAACUCGUGUGACGAACAUCGAAGAGAGAGUGGGUACCAAGAUGGAGAAGUACGAUCUGAUCGAAGACGACAAGGUCGUUGAGGAGUAUCUCACCCCUGCAUCCACUGCCAAGAGACAGGCCGUUCUGGACAUGGAGGCCGAGAACUUUGGUGAGCGAAAGCGAAUCCAGAGAAAGAAGGCAGGACUGGACGUUGACAUGAAGUCCAAGAACAAAAAGCCCAAGCGUGUAGCCAAGGGCAAAUCUGACAAGAAAUAA
This is a messenger RNA of Yarrowia lipolytica CLIB122, 1329 nucleotides long. RefSeq lists its product as uncharacterized. The record is from RefSeq and is a predicted model, not a curated record. Lineage: Eukaryota; Fungi; Ascomycota; Dipodascomycetes; Dipodascales. Gene Ontology annotation, molecular function: nucleic acid binding; RNA helicase activity; ATP binding.